Molecule: messenger RNA, 2344 nt
Organism: Drosophila sechellia
Lineage: Eukaryota; Metazoa; Arthropoda; Insecta; Diptera; Drosophilidae
Gene: Indy
Product: tricarboxylate transporter protein I'm not dead yet
Exons: 8
Coding region: 31-1749 (572 amino acids)
Biological process (GO): succinate transport; citrate transport; transmembrane transport
Cellular component (GO): plasma membrane
Molecular function (GO): succinate transmembrane transporter activity; citrate transmembrane transporter activity
Source: RefSeq, a predicted model, not a curated record
AUCUACACGCCACCGCCACUGGACAUUAAAAUGGAAAUUGAAAUUGGUGAACAACCCCAGCCACCGGUGAAGUGCUCCAACUUCUUUUCCAACCACUGGAAGGGAUUGGUUGUGUUCCUGGUGCCGCUGCUAUGUCUGCCUGUUAUGCUGCUGAACGAGGGCGCCGAAUUUCGGUGCAUGUACCUCCUUUUGGUAAUGGCCAUAUUUUGGGUGACGGAAGCCUUGCCUCUCUAUGUGACGUCCAUGAUACCCAUCGUGGCCUUCCCUAUAAUGGGUAUAAUGAGCUCGGAUCAGACUUGCCGCUUGUACUUCAAGGAUACGCUGGUGAUGUUCAUGGGCGGCAUUAUGGUCGCCCUGGCUGUGGAGUACUGUAAUCUACACAAACGUCUUGCCUUGAGGGUAAUCCAGAUCGUGGGCUGCAGUCCCCGCAGAUUACACUUUGGCCUCAUCAUGGUCACAAUGUUUUUGAGCAUGUGGAUUUCGAACGCCGCCUGUACUGCCAUGAUGUGUCCCAUUAUUCAAGCCGUGCUGGAGGAGCUGCAGGCUCAGGGUGUCUGCAAGAUCAACCAUGAGCCUCAAUACCAAAUCGUUGGAGGCAACAAGAAAAACAACGAGGAUGAGCCACCAUACCCCACCAAGAUCACUCUGUGCUACUAUCUGGGCAUUGCCUACGCCUCCUCGCUGGGCGGCUGCGGAACCAUCAUCGGAACUGCCACCAAUCUUACCUUCAAGGGCAUCUACGAGUCGCGUUUCAAGAACUCCACCGAACAGAUGGACUUCCCCACCUUUAUGUUCUACUCGGUGCCAUCUAUGUUGGUCUACACCUUGCUGACAUUCGUGUUCCUGCAAUGGCACUUCAUGGGUCUGUGGCGUCCCAAGAGCAAGGAGGCACAGGAAGUCCAGAGGGGACGAGAGGGCGCCGAUGUCGCCAAAAAGGUUAUCGAUCAGCGCUACAAGGAUCUGGGUCCCAUGUCUAUUCACGAGAUCCAAGUGAUGAUUCUGUUCAUUUUCAUGGUUGUGAUGUACUUCACCCGCAAGCCCGGCAUCUUUUUAGGAUGGGCCGAUUUGCUGAAUUCCAAGGACAUUCGUAACUCUAUGCCCACUAUUUUCGUCGUCGUCAUGUGCUUCAUGCUGCCCGCCAAUUAUGCUUUCCUGCGCUACUGCACCAGACGCGGUGGUCCAGUGCCCACUGGUCCCACUCCCUCGCUGAUCACCUGGAAGUUCAUCCAGACCAAGGUGCCAUGGGGUCUGGUGUUCCUGUUGGGCGGUGGUUUCGCUUUGGCCGAAGGCAGCAAGCAGAGCGGCAUGGCCAAGCUGAUUGGCAAUGCUCUGAUUGGAUUGAAGGUGCUGCCCAACUCUGUACUCUUGCUGGUGGUCAUCCUGGUGGCUGUGUUCCUGACCGCCUUCAGCUCCAAUGUGGCGAUUGCCAACAUUAUUAUUCCCGUUCUGGCUGAGAUGUCCCUGGCCAUUGAGAUCCAUCCUCUGUACCUGAUCCUGCCCGCUGGUCUGGCCUGCAGUAUGGCCUUCCACCUGCCGGUUAGCACUCCGCCCAACGCGUUGGUUGCGGGCUAUGCCAACAUUAGGACGAAGGACAUGGCCAUUGCUGGAAUCGGUCCGACCAUCAUUACCAUCAUCACCCUGUUUGUUUUCUGCCAAACCUGGGGCCUGGUCGUCUAUCCGAACCUCAACUCGUUCCCCGAAUGGGCUCAGAUUUAUGCCGCAGCAGCACUGGGAAACAAGACGCACUAGAUAGUUAGUAAUUAGUGUAAAUAACUAACAUACCCGUCACAGCGAUAAAGUUGAGGAAAAUUUAGGGAAUUUUAAACGAAAAGUGCCUUUGCUGACAGCGAAAAAAGUGAAAAAUAUUGAACUAUGUAUACUUGCAUUUCAGAGUUGCGAAAAGUUUUGAUACAAAAGCAUAACCUAUUGUUUAGAAAAAUGUGUUGAAAAAAACGUAUCGCAAUAUACUGUUAAUCGGGAAUUGAACUCCUGGUCUACGCACUCAGCUAAAUAUUUAAAUACAAAUUAAUGUUACUUAAUUGUUGCAUUUAGCAUAAAAAUGAAAAAGAUUUGGAAAAGUUGGAACAUUUUGUUCAAUGGCAGCUCUGGCUUGCUAAUACUUUAAAUAACUAGACUGAGAGAACUUACAUAUUCAUACAUGUUUUUCAACUUGUAAAAAAUUUAAAUGAACAACUCACUCAAUACUUCAUUGCGAAACAAAAUGAGCACACAAAUAGCGGUAGCCUAAGCUUAAAUGAUACUGUGUACAUUUUCAGAUGAUUUAUGUUUUAUAUAGUUUGUAAAAAAUAUUAAAUAAUAAAAAGCUCAAACGACAAUAAUCCUA